AUGCGCGGCCCGACCAGACUGGCCCGCAUGCCGAAUAGGGCAGGAGGGGAGGCGCCGGAUCGCGCGCACCGGCCGCCAACGACCGCCGGAUCCCUCCACCCAUGCGGCCGGGACACCAGAUCCACCGUCCGCACGGCUGUUAGCUGGCCGUGCCUUGUCGAUGAAGCCGCCGCUAUAGAUCCGGGGUUCCCCACGCAGAUACAGGGCAACCGAGGCCCCGCCGCCACCAUCCUUAGCGCCCCUGGGCCUGCUCGGCGGCUGCCUCGGACGGCGGCGAUGAGGUGGGAUGAGGUGGGAAGGGGCCGCGGCAGCGCAGCUAGGGUUCCCCGGCCGCCGCCGAGGGAGGCGACGAGGGACGCAUCCUCUGAUUCCCCAUCCUCUCAGCUAGGUUCUCCGGAUGUAGCCGCCGUGCACAGGGAGCACCACCGUCCACCGGAGCUUGUCGCCCGCUGUCUCGCGGAGCAACCGCCGGAGACGCCCGCGCGGCCGCGCCCCGCGGGGUCUCGCCUAGCCCUCGCCGCCUCGCCCCUGCCAGGCUCCCUCACGCCGUCGCCCGGUCGCGCCGCCCACUCGCCCAGGCGCCCACGACCCACUAUCUCGUGGUUCGCGAAGCUACCGCCUCGCCCCUGGCCGCGGCGACGCCCGCCGGAAUCUUGCGGCUGUUCUCCUCCAACUCCAAUCCCCGGCUGUUCUGCUCCAACCCCCUGCCGCAUCACUGCAUCAGUGCAUCCCACUUCACAGUUCACACACCGCACCAACCAGCAGGGCAACAGGGGAAGAGGCAGCAGGCGGGCAGAGGUAGUCAUGGGCAAGGAAAAUCGGACUCAGAAAAGAAUUGAUUUGGUGUUUAAAAGGAAAAGAGAUGAUACAAUUGAAGUUGAGGAAGACCAAGUAUUGCCCUUGCUUGAAUUGGAACAGCAACAACCUGAACAACAACAUAACCAAGAUGGAGGAGUUCGAACAAAUGAAGUUGUUACAUUUCGGGGUAUUGAGUUCUUGCAGCGGGAUCCUGGAUUGCGCCCUCAAAUUUGAAAUAACAGAAUUGCUUGGCCAAGCUUUACAAAAGAAAUCACAAGAUAUUGUGAAUGCUGUCCGCCUAGUUUCCUCAACAAAACAAUGUCUUCAGGAGUUGAGAUCAGAUGAUGGCUACCAAGUAUUUAUUACUACGGUUGUUGAAUUUUGUGUAAACCAUUCCAUUGACAUUUCAGACUUUGAGGAAACAUACAUCAUGCGUGGUGGUCGUGCUCGUCGUCAACCUGAUCAGUUCACCAAGGAGCAUUACUUUCGAGUGGAAAUUUUCUUCUCAACACUGGACACUCAACUAUUUGAAUUAAGCCGAAGAUUCAAUGAUAAGGUAAUGGAUCUUCUAACCAUUAGCGCCACCUUGAUUCCUACAAACAAAUUCAGAGGAUUCAAAGCUAGUGAUAUAUGUGAGAUGGUGAAAAAGUACUACCCAGCUGAUUUUCCCCAAGAUAUUUAUGGAUUACAACAGCAACUUAAGCACUUUGUUUCAGAUGCUUCCAAGGAUGAUGAUUUGAAAAACAUAUCUACCUUAAUUGAUCUAUGUCGAUGCCUUGUGGAGACAGGAAGACAUACCGUCUACAAUUUGAUUGACAGAUUACUUCGGUUGCUCGUUACCCUUCCAGUUUCUACAGCCAGUGCUGAACGCGCAUUUUCUAGUAUGAAGAUCAUUAAGACAAGAUUGCGCAAUAAGAUGGAAGAUGAGAAUCUGGCUAAUAACUUGUUAGUACACAUAGAGGGUGGAAUUCUGGAGAACUACAGUCAUGAAGAUGCCAUUGCAGAUUUUAUAAGCACGAAGGAUCGGAGAGUUGAUUUCUAGUAUGUGAGUAAGUCCAUGUCUAAUGUCUCGACACUUUUGUAUUAGCUAAAUCAAUAGUGACUCAUGGUUGAACUGUACUUUGAUACAUAUAUAUUAUAUAUAUACAUAUUUGCUAGCUCAA
Molecule: messenger RNA, 1961 nt
Organism: Triticum dicoccoides
Lineage: Eukaryota; Viridiplantae; Streptophyta; Magnoliopsida; Poales; Poaceae
Product: leucine-rich repeat extensin-like protein 5
Exons: 4
Coding region: 1-1032 (343 amino acids)
Source: RefSeq, a predicted model, not a curated record